AUGGGCUCGCACUACGACGGUGACAACGGUGGUCGCCGGCGGGAGACGAGGUGGUGCGCGGUGACCGGCGGCCGGGGGUUCAUGGCGAGGCACCUGGUGGCCGCCUUGCUUCGCUCCGGCGAGUGGCGCGUCCGGGUCACUGACCUCGCCCCUACUCUCGUCCUCGGCCCCGGAGAGACGGAGGAGAUUCUCAGCGAUGCUCUCCGUGAUGGCUGUGCCGUCUAUGCCUCGGUUGAUGUCUGCAACCUAGAGCAGCUUACCAAAGCCUUCGAAGGGGUAGAUGUUGUUUUCCACACAGCCGCUGCGGAUUUUAGCAAGAACAACUUGCAACUUCACUACAAGGUCAACGUGAUCGGAACGAAGAAUGUAAUUGAUGCUUGCAAGAUAUGCAAGGUGAAAAGGCUUAUACACACCAGUUCUAGUGCUGUUGUGUUUGACGGCGUUCAUGGACUUUUUGAUGUAAAUGAGUCAUUGCCGUACCCAGAUAAGUUUCCUGAUGCAUAUGCACAAACAAAGGCAGAAGCAGAAAAGUUAGUUAUCAAGGCCAAUGGCACUAAUGACCUUCUAACGUGUUGCUUACGUCCUGGUGCCAUAUUUGGCCCAGGUGACAUGGUGAUACCAACUUUGGAUCGUUAUGGAUGGACACAUGUUACUAUUGGUGAUGGGAAGAAUUGUGAUGAUUUUGUGUAUGUUGAAAAUGUUGUACAUGGUCAUCUUUGUGCUGAUAAGACUCUUUCUACUAUUGAGGGUGCAAGAACCAGUGGAGGAAAAGCAUACUUUAUAACUAAUAUGGAGCCAAUGAAUAUGUGGGACUUCACAUAUCUUGUUCAAGAAGAACUUGGACACAAAAGAAUAUCCAAUAUAAGGAUACCUACAUUUGUUAUCAAGCCAGCAAGCUAUUUGAUAGAGUGGGCAUAUAGGGUCGUUUUCUCUCAUUUUGGAAUUUGCCAGCCUCAAAUGCUAACACCGGCAAGGAUUAGAUAUGUAACACUCAAUAGAACAUUUAGUUGUAACAAAGCUGUUGAAGAACUUGGCUACAAACCUAUUGUGACACUACAGGAUGGUUUAAAGAAAGCAGUGAAAUUGUAUAUUCAAUUGAGGAAGAAAGAUUUAUCUAAGAGAUAG
Miscanthus lutarioriparius is the source of this 1125-nucleotide messenger RNA. Lineage: Eukaryota; Viridiplantae; Streptophyta; Magnoliopsida; Poales; Poaceae. The record is from the annotation of a GenBank genome assembly.